AUGGCAUCAACACAGCAACUCAAGACCAUGUCAUCCAACGAGCAAGACGAUGGCAUGAAAAUCAUUCACGCCGGUUUAUUCCGCACAGCCACCAAGUCCAUGACAGAGGCAUACCGCAUCCUGGGUUACAAAGCCCACCACGCUCUUGACGAUGUGUGGGCGGUCCCUUGGUCUGGUAUUGAGCAAGCGGCUGAAGCAACAUUCCCUCACCUUUCCCAGCUUCCAGACUACACCUAUAAGAGCCCUGAUGGAAGCGCGGCACCUCGGCCAACGUUCACCAGAGACGAUUGGCAGAGUCUUUGGGGACAAUACGACGUUGCCACCGAUAUCGCGUCCGCUUUUGUACCAGAACUUAUCAAAGCGUAUCCCGAUGCCAAGGUCGUCGUUGUUCAGAGACAGUACGAGAGUUGGUGGCCAUCGUUUAGAUCAGAGUGUUUGGAAACUCUCUACAGAGCCACCGCCCUCCAACAGUUCGUUGUUAGGUACGUCGUGCGCUUUCGUGCCGGGUACGCCAUGAAGAAAAUACACGCAGGCUUCUUCGGUGCUGAUGAGUACUCGCUUGAGUCUGUCGAACUAAGAGCAAGGGAUGUGUAUGAGGAUUAUUACCGCAAAGUUCGCGAGGCUGUCCCUUUGGAGAGCGGAAGACGGCUGGACUACAAUAUUGGAGAUGGAUGGGAACCGCUGUGUGAGUUCUUGGGAAAGGAAGUUCCAGAUGUGCCAUUUCCUAGGGUGAAUGAUCGGGCUGAUCACAGUGCAAGGGUGAAGAGGAAUCAUCGUAAGAUGACGAUUGAUGCAUUGAAACUCAUCAGCCCUAUCGUUGCGGUUGUGGUUGGUGUUGCUUUCUACUACUGGAGGUGA
Molecule: messenger RNA, 858 nt
Organism: Fusarium pseudograminearum CS3096
Lineage: Eukaryota; Fungi; Ascomycota; Sordariomycetes; Hypocreales; Nectriaceae
Exons: 1
Coding region: 1-858 (285 amino acids)
Source: RefSeq, a predicted model, not a curated record